This is a messenger RNA of Saccostrea cuccullata (small rock oyster), 1763 nucleotides long. Its product is annotated as beta-1,3-galactosyltransferase 1-like. NCBI's taxonomy places the organism in Eukaryota, Metazoa, Mollusca, Bivalvia, Ostreida, Ostreidae. Bases 285 to 1316 code for a protein of 343 amino acids. Gene Ontology annotation, cellular component: Golgi membrane. The record is from RefSeq and is a predicted model, not a curated record. The transcript is spliced from 4 exons. Gene Ontology annotation, molecular function: hexosyltransferase activity.
CAGACGACCGAUAUUCGCCAUCUUGCACUCAGCCUGUUAUUUUCAGUGAAACAUUUGCAUCAUGUGUUUGUGUCAUCUGUUUGGGAAAUAAGCAAGGGCUGUGUUUCAGCAAGCUUAAUUCCAUGAAGGUUAUCUGCGAUUACUUAAAAUACUAAGUUUUCAGCGGGACAGUGGUUUGUGUCAGUUUUGACCUCACUGCAUAUUCCAGUAUUAACUAUUACAUCAAAAUUGGUGGUUCGAACUGAUUGCUUUGCUGAAAAAAUUCUGAGUAUGUCUUCGACAUAAUGGGUCAAAUACGAAAGGCUACACUGAGAUCAAGGCUAAAGACUUUGAUAACGGUAUCCAAAUGGAUCAUAAUUUUGUUCAUCAUUACCUACAUAAUCUGUUUACCACUUCGGAGAGUAAAGCAAAACAUCAGGGAAACAUCUUAUAAACUAGUCCAAGCUUACAUAAGCUCGGGAAUCAUCACGACAUCGUCGAUAGCUCCAAUAACCUGCGAGGAUAAAUAUGUGUAUCUACUGAUGGUUGUGCCAAGUGCAGUAGCUAAUUUUGAACAAAGAAACGCCAUACGAAAUACAUGGGGAAAUGUAUCUAAUUUGCAUACGACUGUUUUGUUAAAAUUCUUGUUAGGAAAAAGUACGAACGCUGCGCUCCAAGAUAUUGCAGUAACGGAAAGUGAAAUUUACAAUGAUAUUAUAUUUGAAGAUAUUUUAGAAACUUAUGAAAAUUUAACAAGGAAAUCAAUUGCCAUGUUGCGAUGGGCAUCAAUGCACUGUCGUGAUGUGCAAUAUCUCCUUAAAGUAGACGAUGAUAUAUUUUUAAAUCUUCCUAGACUCCUAGAUGAACUAAAGAAACAUCAAAUGAAAAAUGCAAUAAGUGGAUGCAAGGUAACGGGGUCAUCUCCAUUUAGACAUUCAAUAUCAAAAUGGAGUGUGUCAAGAGCGCAAUACAAAGAGGAUUAUUAUCCGGACUAUUUAGCCGGAACAGCAUAUUUAAUAAGUGGUGAUAUUAUACAAAACCUUUACCGUGCAACACAAAAAGUUCCGUAUUUCAUAUUUGAGGAUGUGUAUAUUACUGGUUUGUGUAGACAGUAUAUUGGGGCAUCAGCCAAUGGAAAUUUAGGAUUCAGCUGUGGAUACCGUGACCAAGGGCCGUGUGGAAAGAACUUCCGGUACAAAAUAACUGGACAUCAUUACAGUCCUCCGGAAAUUGAAAGAAUGUGGUUGGAAUUGCAAGAUAGAUGGUCUAAUUGCCGACUUGUAGAUUAUGAUUUUAUAUAUAAAUUAGUUGAUUUAUUUAGAUACAUAUUCUUAUAGAUAUUCACGUACAUGUACAUAAAACAUAACUGCAAUAUAAGAAAAGAAUCGUUUAUCUUAAUUAGCUUGAUAAAAUAAUGGUUGACAAUGUAAUGUCUAUGUUCAAGAAAAAUACAUGUAUUAACAGCGGUGCUUUGUAAAAUUAGUUGAAGUGCUUUGUUACUUUUAGAUCUCUAUGUGAUUAAGUAUUAUACAAAGUUGAAGUAUUGUUUAAAGCAAUCCGAGUGAUUUUAUAUUAACCUUAUACAUGAAUGUCUAGCUUCCUACUGCUUAUGCAAAAACUAUGCAGUUUUUACAUUUUUUUAUUUGAUUUCUCUUACUUUUGAGUUUAUAUUAUGCUGCUCAGCUGUGUUCAAUAAAAUUGAUUUCUUUUGUAUUGUUAGAAUUUGCGAUGUAAAGACGCUUUCAUUUAUUAAUGAUUCGAAAUAAAAAAAAAUAUUUUACAGA